CAACGUAUUGGCACAAUGGGGUCAUUAAAUGUAUGAACAUGAGUCUGUAGCGGUGUUUUUUUGCGUAAACGGGCUUGCUUUUAGCCAGGAAGCUAACGUUGGUUGCACAUAGCCUAUACAUUUAGUUGGCUAGCUUGCUAGCCCACAAAGUUGUUAGUUUAUAAACGGCAUACAGUUUGGUCAAAUCAUAAAUCAGUAAUGUAUUUACAAACUGAACUGUGUGUAAAUAACGGGUGAAGUCAGUUCUGCAAACAUAAAAUUUGGCAAAUAACGUUUAAAAAGUUACCAAAAUUAGUAGCCGUUCUGGAGCUUUCAAGAAUUUAAACUUUCAAGCCAACAUGGAGGAAAGCACAGUGGAAUACACAUUUGAACAACUACAUUUCCAUGACAACUGGGGAAGACAGUGUGAUAUGAUCAAAAGCUCCAGAACAGUUGCUGAAUGGACCUUGUGGUUUAACAAUAUGGAUUUGCUAUGUGGUCCACUGGGCUUGGGUGUAGUAACAGGACUGGGCUGUGGGCUCUUCCUCGGUUGGCAACUUCGGGCUCGCUUCGGCCCGACAUCCAAAAGCCUGGUUUCAGCGAUGGGGAACAGCACUGGUGAAGCAAGCGUGAUGGGAGAAGGAGGCGAGUUCAAGAUGAUACUAGUGGUCCGAAAUGACCUGAAGAUGGGCAAAGGGAAAGUCGCUGCCCAGUGCUCCCAUGCUGCUGUAUCAGCUUACAAACAGGUCCAGCGCAGGAACCCCGAGCUUCUCAAACAGUGGGAGUACUGCGGCCAGCCCAAGGUGGUGGUGAAGGCCCCUGAUGAGGACACCCUGAUUGAUCUGCUGGCUCACGCCAAAGAAGUGGGGCUUCCUGUCAGCCUGAUUCAGGACGCAGGAAGGACACAAAUCGCACCCGGAUCGCGCACAGUGCUGGGUAUCGGUCCAGGCCCAGCUAAUCUGAUCGACAGUGUCACUGGAGACUUGAAGCUGUAUUAGAGUUCCAGCUUGCAUCUGUUGGACUUGAUUACAAAUUCUUUGUUGUUAAAACUAUUUGCAAUGUAAACUAAGUUGGGCCACCAUGAGUUAAUAUUUUUAUACAACAAUGAUUGACUGAAUUACGUGUUAAUAACUUGAAAUAGUUUUGUGCAGUUUUGGUUCUUAUGCUUAUCACAUUAGAAAUCAGUUGACUCUUGAAUAGCAGUAAUAACAGCUUGAUGGGUAUUACUGUGACAGUGGUAAAAACACCACCACCACUGUUGGUGUUAUAGUCCUCCACACUAACCAGUCUGCUAAGGUCUGUCUGAAGACAUGAUGCUCAGAGGAAACAGAUGAAAAUUAUUUUUGUUGAUCUUAUUAGAAUCACAGCACAGUAAAAUACACAGUGGGCCAUCAUGCAAAAUAGCAGUGCCUUUGAAUCGGCUAAUACAAAUGGAAUGCAGUUAAUGUAAUGGAUUACACAUGUGCUUUUCCUGGUGUGACAUGUCAAAUGGACCCAAAAUGAUAAUAUAAAAAUAAACUUAGACCUAAUGUCACAAAAUGAAUUGUGAAAUAAGAAGUCAUUUUUAUAUUGUAAAGUAUUUAAUACUUUAGAAUACCAUGGAGGUCACUGCAAUGAACAAUUUGAUCUGACAUGAUUUUGCAGUGCAGCAGUAGAGCUGGUUACAUGGAUGUAAUAUAAAUACUGUAAUGCAUCUGGAUAUCAUCUGGAUUUUGUUAUAAAACAAUGAAGUAUA
Molecule: messenger RNA, 1714 nt
Organism: Siniperca chuatsi (mandarin fish)
Lineage: Eukaryota; Metazoa; Chordata; Actinopteri; Centrarchiformes; Sinipercidae
Gene: ptrh2
Product: peptidyl-tRNA hydrolase 2
Exons: 2
Coding region: 339-977 (212 amino acids)
Biological process (GO): negative regulation of anoikis; positive regulation of anoikis
Cellular component (GO): cytosol; mitochondrion
Molecular function (GO): peptidyl-tRNA hydrolase activity
Source: RefSeq, a predicted model, not a curated record